This is a messenger RNA of Klebsormidium nitens, 1783 nucleotides long. The record is from the annotation of a GenBank genome assembly. NCBI's taxonomy places the organism in Eukaryota, Viridiplantae, Streptophyta, Klebsormidiophyceae, Klebsormidiales, Klebsormidiaceae.
AUUGCUCCAGGGGGCCGGGCCAUUUGGCAAAUGCACCCCCCACAAGGCUUGAAGGCCAUGCGACAGCUAAGCGAAGUCUGAGAUCAGCCCAUGAGUCUGACAGUGAGAGUCGGACUCAGAGCUUCAAAGCAGCGCCUCAAACGCAUCCUUCGAUAAGGUGAGCGCUAGGACGUUGCUUUCACUGCUUCAAUCGUCCAGAAAAAAGUGACUGGGGCAUUCAUACUCCUUGGGCGGCAAUGACGGCGGCCGGGGUCACUCAAGCGCAUGCCCUGAGUUCCCUCAGUUGUGGGCUUGCUGCCUACAUCCAGCCGUCCGCUCAGCCCUCUGGCACGAGACAGUAUGCAGGCCUUGCAGCAUCAACCUCGGGCCGGAGUUGCCAGGCAUCGAAGCCAUUCUUUGGCCCACAGUUGAGUGGGCCCAGCACGGAAAGGCAGUUUGGCGUGGGUGGGAGCAGAACGCUUACAGUUCAUGCAAUUGCCACAAAUGGGAGGUCUCCGGUGGUCCCAGCAAUGAGUCAAAACAACUGGAAUCUGAAUGAUCUGGGGCCACAGAUGCUCAAGGACAUAGCUGUGGAGAAGGCCAGGGCGGACAGCAGACUGAGGAUCUUCUCUGGGACGGCAAAUCCUCAGUUGGCCCAGGAGAUUGCAUGCUACAUGGGGCUCGACCUGAGCCCCAUCAAAAUCAAGAAGUUUGCGGAUGGCGAGAUCUACGUCCAGGUGCAGGAGUCCAUCCGCGGGUGCGACGUGUUUCUGGUGCAGCCGACGUGCCCCCCCGCCAACGACCACCUCAUGGAACUGCUCAUCAUGAUCGACGCCUGCCGCCGCGCCUCCGCUCGCAACAUCACGGCCGUCAUCCCCUACUUUGGCUAUGCCCGCGCGGACCGCAAGACGCAAGGUCGUGAAUCCAUCGCCGCUAAAUUGGUGGCGAAUCUCAUUACUGAGGCCGGGGCCAACCGCGUCCUGGCGUGCGAUCUGCACUCCGGCCAGGCCAUGGGCUACUUCGACAUCCCCGUCGACCAUGUGUAUGGACAGCCCGUCAUUCUGGACUAUCUAGCCAGCAAGAUGAUUUCCAGCAACGACCUGGUAGUUGUGUCGCCCGACGUCGGCGGCGUGGCGCGCGCACGCGCGUUCGCUAAGAAGCUCUCAGACGCGCCCCUUGCCAUCAUUGACAAGCGGAGGCAAAGCCACAACGUCGCUGAGGUGAUGAAUCUGAUCGGAGACGUCAAGGGCAAGGUUGCAGUCAUGGUUGAUGACAUGAUCGACACGGCUGGCACCAUCACCAAGGGCGCGGAACUGCUCCAUGCCGAGGGCGCCCGGGAAGUGUACGCAUGCUGCACGCACGGCGUCUUCAGCCCCCCUGCCGUGGAGCGUCUGUCCGGGGGGCUGUUCCAGGAGGUCAUCAUCACUAACACCAUCCCCCUGGCCCCCGAGAAUUAUUUCCCGCAGCUCACUAUCCUCUCGGUUGCAAACCUCCUUGGGGAGGCAGUGUGGAGGAUACACGACGACAGCUCGAUAAGCAGUAUCUUCAGGUAACGAGCCUGAUAAGGCAUUCUUUAAUGGGUUUAUUUAGUAGGACAGGAAAGUGGUCCGAUGUACUUUAGCUUAUGAUGUACCGGGACUUUAGGAAUAUAGAGCUUCAAUGUGUAUGCAGGAGCCCUACAUUUAUGAAGGCUUCUCUCUACAACCUUCUCACUUUGUCAUUGUUGGGGUGCUAGGCGCUCAAUCUGGCACAAUCAGAGCAUGCAGAAGUACACAGUGAAGAUGUAUUAUUCAGUGCACGUGCA